Drosophila ficusphila is the source of this 501-nucleotide messenger RNA. RefSeq names its product accessory gland protein Acp53Ea (gene Acp53C14c). The record is from RefSeq and is a predicted model, not a curated record. Lineage: Eukaryota; Metazoa; Arthropoda; Insecta; Diptera; Drosophilidae. Bases 66 to 437 code for a protein of 123 amino acids. The transcript is spliced from 2 exons.
CCAGAAGCUAUAAAAAGCGCGUUGAACUUUUGGAAGUAUACUUUAUAUAUCGAAGCUGCCAAACCAUGAGGACCAGCAAAGUCUCCUUAAUCGCCUUCAGUUUAAUUGCACUGGCGUCCCUCCUUCCUUCAAGAGUGGAAUCUUUUAAAGUCGAUCUCGAUAGGCUUGACGCAUGCGUUGACCAGGGAAUCCAAGCACUCACUUCAUUAGCCCUAAAGGCAGUACCAAGUGUUAAGAGCAUAGCAGCAUGUUCUAAUUUUAAUCCAAUGAAGACCAGGGGCCUUGAUCUUACCGAACUUGGGUUGUUAACCUAUCAGUAUUUGCAAAAGAUCGUUGGCAACCAGAGAUGUCUGUUGAAUACCAUCAAGGAACUUUACGAUCACAUUAAUCCAUAUCUUAACAGGAUUAUGCGGCUCAGAUGCGUUGCUUCAGUAUGAUUUCGUAAAUAAUGAAAAUGAGCCGUGUAAAUAUUUUUACCGAUAAUAAAUAAUUGAAAAAUUA